Molecule: messenger RNA, 2232 nt
Organism: Hyphopichia burtonii NRRL Y-1933
Lineage: Eukaryota; Fungi; Ascomycota; Pichiomycetes; Serinales; Debaryomycetaceae
Product: ssDNA-dependent ATPase
Exons: 2
Coding region: 1-2232 (743 amino acids)
Biological process (GO): DNA-templated DNA replication; DNA repair; regulation of DNA repair
Cellular component (GO): nucleus
Molecular function (GO): DNA binding; enzyme activator activity; ATP binding
Source: RefSeq, a predicted model, not a curated record
AUGGAGGAAUGUCCCAUAUGUUUCAAGCCAUAUCCAUCAGCAUUGUUGGAGAGGCAUGUGAAUUCAUGCCUUGAUACUCAGGAAACCGUACCAAGCAAUACCUCAGAUGCUACUCAACCCACUCAACCCACUCAAGUAACAGGCGAUGGAUCGUCUAAUGAGGGUAGUUCCAAGUCUUCAGGUAGCCAAAAUCCCUUUGCGGCGUUGGGAUUAAAACUAGAUUCGUCCGGAUCGAAAAAGGUAAAGGAAAAAGCUACUCUUACUAGCAUUUUAAUAGCAGAAAGACGAUUGAAAAGGAAACAAGAAGAGUUGGAAAGAUCAAUCGCGGAGAAGGAGACACAGGCUGCUCCAACAGCAAUACCAACACCACCCAUUGCUUCAGCACAACCAGUAGUUCCCACUAAGAAACCUAAGUUAUCAAAGUCAGACUCGCUUACUGAACAGAGUGAUGCUGAGCAACAACAAACACCUAUCUCGAGUCCACCGCGAUCAGAAUACCUUAAACGAAAUCAAGAGUUUUUAAAAUUUAAACGUGAAGCGUCAUUACCUUUGGCACAAAGGUUAAGACCGAAAAGUCUUGAUGAAUUUUAUGGACAGGAGAAAUUAGUUGGAACCAAUGGGUUGUUACGAAACAUUAUAAACGCAGAACAAAUCCCAUCUUUUAUACUUUGGGGAGUGCCCGGUGUCGGUAAGACAUCGUUGGCUAGAAUCAUAGCGAAUACUUCAAGUUACAAAUUUGUAGAAGUUUCAGGUGCUGAUAGUAAUGCUAAAAAGUUGCGAGAGGAAUUUACUAACGCUGAAAAUGAAAAACAUUUAACCGGUCGAAAAACCAUUCUAUUUCUAGAUGAAAUUCAUCGUUUCAAUAAAGGAGUGCAAGAUUUACUACUUCCAGUGAUUGAAAGGGGUCUGGUUACGGUUAUUGGUGCUACCACAGAAAAUCCUUCCUUUAAUCUUAAUAAUGCUCUUCUUUCAAGAAUGCACACAUUUGUAAUGGAGCCAUUACCUCACAAAGCCUUGGUAAGGAUAAUAAAUAGAGGUUUGUUGUUGGUCAAUAAAACAAGAAAUUUAGUUCAUAAGCUUCAUAUAAUAGCAUUAAAUAAGGAAUCAAUUGAUUAUAUAGCAAAAUUGAGUACAGGAGAUUCAAGGGUUGCUCUAAACAUCUUAGAGUCCAUAAAUGCAUACCUAUCAGGAAGAAAAUAUCAUCAAUUUGAAAGUUUAGAAGAAGCUGAAACAAAAAUUAAUUUCCCAGAGAAAAACGUUGGUGUUAUUAAGAUAACAUUAGAGAAUCUUAAACCUCUCUUGAGUACCAAAAAUUAUCAUCAAAUGUAUGAUAAACAAGGAGAAUCCCAUUAUGAUACAAUUAGUGCAUUCCAUAAAUCGGUUAGAGGUUCAAAUGCUGAUGCAGCAGUCUUUUAUCUUACUAAAAUGUUAUCUGGAGGAGAGGAUCCAUUGUUUAUUGCAAGAAGAAUGAUUGUUAUAGCGAGUGAAGAUAUUGGCCUUCGAGAUAGUUCUUGCUUACCAUUUGCAAUAUCAGUAUUAGAAGCAAUUCAAUUUAUCGGGAUGCCAGAAGGUGAAAUAAUCUUAGCUCAUUGUGCAAUUAAAUUAGCUAGGAGCCCUAAAUCAACAAAAUCAUAUAGAGCAUUGAGAACUUGUCAGAAUUUACUAAGAGAACAACCCGAAAUUACCCAAUUACCAAUACCACUUCAUUUAAGAAACGCACCUACAAAGUUGAUGAAGGAUUUAGGAUAUUCUGAAAAUUAUAAAUAUAAUCCAAACUUCAAGUUUGGAGAAGUUAAACAACUGUAUUUUCCAGAAGGACUUCUUGAAAAAGAAACAAAGUUCAUUGAAGAUACUCAUUUAGGUGGUGUCAAAGACCCAGAUAUUCCAGUUGAAAAAUAUGAUGAAUUAGAAGAUGAAGAAAACGAAUACAAAGAAUACAAAAAGUUUAAAAAGGAUAAAUUAAGAACUUUGAAUAAAGAAAAGAUCAUAAAGAAUCGAAUAAUCAACAGACAUAAGCUGUUUGAACAAGAUGAAGCAAUAGAAAUCACUGACGAAGAUACUCCAAGAUUUUCAUACGAUGAAAAUCUCAGCAAAUUGGAUCAACCCGAAUAUUUCGAUGGCCAUGAAAAGGAUGAAUAUUCAGAAGAUUCUGAAUGUUCGGAUAAUUUUGAGAAGUCAUACGAUGAAUUUCAAAAAGAUUACAAUGAGGAUUUAGAGUACCCAAUUAUGUAA